Molecule: messenger RNA, 741 nt
Organism: Triticum turgidum subsp. durum (durum wheat)
Lineage: Eukaryota; Viridiplantae; Streptophyta; Magnoliopsida; Poales; Poaceae
Source: the annotation of a GenBank genome assembly
AUGGACAUGGGCUUCCCCGGCGCGGCGAACGGCGCUGCGGCGGCGGCCGCGGGGAACGGCGGCGGCGGCGGGCAGGCACCGGCGGUGCGCGAGCAGGACAGGUUGAUGCCGAUCGCGAACGUGAUCCGCAUCAUGCGCCGCGUGCUGCCGCCGCACGCCAAGAUCUCGGACGACGCCAAGGAGACGAUCCAGGAGUGCGUGUCCGAGUACAUCAGCUUCAUCACGGGGGAGGCCAACGAGCGGUGCCAGCGCGAGCAGCGCAAGACCAUCACCGCCGAGGACGUGCUCUGGGCCAUGAGCCGCCUCGGCUUCGACGACUACGUCGAGCCCCUCAGCAUCUACCUCCACCGCUUCCGCGAGUUCGAGGGCGAGGCGCGCGGCGCCGGCGCCGGCCACCAUCACCACGGGAUGCCGCCCAUGAUGCUCAAGCCCCGCGGGGCGCCGGGGCCCAUGGUGCCGCACGGCGACAUGCAGAUGCAUGCCGCCGGCAUGUACGGCGGAGGAGCCAUGCCCCCGCAUCCGCACCAUCCGUUCCACAUGCCGCCGCACCACGGCCAGUACCCGCAGUACGAGAUGUACGGCGGCGAGCAUGGGAUGGCCGCGUACUAUGGAGGGCCCUACGCUCCCGGUAACGGCGGUAAUAAUGGCGACGGGAGUGGCAGCAGCGGCAAUGGCCAUGGCGGUGAAAGCACGCCGCCGGGGGGCAACUUCGAGCACCAUCAGACGUUCGGGUACAAGUAG